AUGUUUUCUAAUAAAGUUUCUGCGAUCUCUCAUUCAAAAUCUGAUCAGCCUAAUCCACCACAAACAACUGGUAGCCAAUCAGAAUCACGUUGUGAAUACUGUCGACGAAAAUGGAAGAAGAUUCUUUUGACGAGUCUAACAACAGCACUAAUUACGACCAUAGGCGUUAUCGUUAUAAUGAUUAUGGCAAAGAAAAACUCAGCUCGACCUGCUACUACCGCAAGAUCGACAACGACAACUGUUACGAUGAUAACAACAACUAUUACGGCGACAACCACUACUGUUAUGAGGAGAACCACUACAACCGUUCCCAUGAAAGUGCGAAAAAGCUUUCAGCGCAAUCCAUCUGGAGAAAUUUUAAGCGCAUAUACUGGUCGGUUUAUUUCGCAGUCUGCAUGCCUAUUUAUCUAA
Molecule: messenger RNA, 411 nt
Organism: Adineta ricciae
Lineage: Eukaryota; Metazoa; Rotifera; Eurotatoria; Adinetida; Adinetidae
Source: the annotation of a GenBank genome assembly